AUGGAGUCCGACGAGUUCCCAGAUCACAACGACGACGCACCUACCUGCACGUUUCUGUGUGAAGUUCCUGGCAUCGUUGACAUCGAUGAGCGCGGCGAUCGCGUUCUGCAUAUCGGUACCAACAAGUGCGAGAUCGACAACGACGGCAAUCACCACCACACGGAAGCCAUGCGCUUUCGUGUUUGCUCGCGAGCCUUAUCGCGGCUCUCACCUGUACUGGGGGUCUUGUUUUUUGGCCCUUUCCUUGAGGCAAAUCAAGAUAUGGUCUACCUACCUGAGGAUGAUCCAAAAGCCAUGAAGAUAUUGCUCUAUAUUGCACACGGUCAAAUCGACCCUGUCUACGAGGUUGCCGACAGAUAUCCGGGCGAUGAGGACAGCCAUCGACUGUUAGAAGAUCUCUACGAUAUUUUUGUUGUUGCAAAUAAGUAUCUGGUCACUCAACCACUUCGCCCAUGGACAUCUAGCUGGUCUUCGGCAUUGUUGCCCUUGACUCGUCCAAGUUCGAACAUCAAAGACCAUUGCGAAAGACUUGAAAAGCUGUUGUAUAUCUCCAGCGAGGUUGGCCAUUUCGAGAUGUAUAACAAGGCAUUCCUCAGCUUGGUUUCCCACCACCAAAAUGAUAGGGAAAUGUUCUCUACUACUCUUGAGCCAGAUGGUGUCAAAGACCGGGUCUUCUCAGUUCGAUUGCGGCUCAUUGAGGAAACGCUAGGUGCAUUGAAGGAACUCAUUGACCCCUUCCUUGACGACAAUGUAGAAGCCAGCGACUAUGACUGCAGUGCAAAGGGACCAAUGACCCAGAUCAACUGUCGAUUACACACUCUGGCAGUCAUCCUGCGACACUUGAAGAAGAAAUCAUUAUUUCCGCUGCCCGAGCCAAAGGACGUCAUCGAGAGUGCGGCAAGCCUACACGGACGAGUGACUAAGGGUCUAUGGUCCGGCCCUACACUCCACAAAGACUGUGCGAUUCGACCGCAAUUGUCUUCUGCUCUUUCAAACGCGUAUACGGUAACGACCAGUCUUUACCUACCACCGGCACCACUGUUCGAAACCAUGUCAUCUAGAGCCACAUAUUUCGGCUUCUCACAACCCGUCGAAGAGUCCGAAGCAGGUCCCAAUUCAGAGCCUAAUGGACUUUCCCAAGACUUCAAUUACACGAAUGAAGGAUGGGGCGGAGAAUUGAGCGACUUCCACCAUGAAGCAGACCCAUGGGGAUCUGCCUCAAGUGCUAGCUGGAUGAAUUGA
Pestalotiopsis fici W106-1 is the source of this 1242-nucleotide messenger RNA. RefSeq lists its product as uncharacterized. Lineage: Eukaryota; Fungi; Ascomycota; Sordariomycetes; Amphisphaeriales; Sporocadaceae. The coding region runs from base 1 to 1242 and encodes 413 amino acids. The record is from RefSeq and is a predicted model, not a curated record. The transcript is spliced from 2 exons.